Messenger RNA from Etheostoma spectabile (orangethroat darter), 1711 nucleotides. RefSeq names its product dynein heavy chain 6, axonemal. The record is from RefSeq and is a predicted model, not a curated record. The transcript has 12 exons. NCBI's taxonomy places the organism in Eukaryota, Metazoa, Chordata, Actinopteri, Perciformes, Percidae. The coding region runs from base 272 to 1711 and encodes 479 amino acids.
GCUAGGAAACUGUAAACCUCAGCUCCAUUCAUAACGUUAACGCUAAUGCCUACACUCAGCUCUAGCUAGGUCCAAAGUUACGGUAUUAGCUUUAUCGAUAGUUAAAAACGUUGGCUAGCGUUAAGCCAUAACGGUAGCCAGUUUGCAUACUUGUCGAAGACAAUGCUUACUCAACGAGACGAAGUGACGUUACACAGAUAGUAGCUAGUUGCUAAUUAGCAUUAAGCAAGUUGAAAAAAAGUCGGCAAACAAGCCUGAGGGAAUACAUGUCAUGGCCUCUGCAUCUCCAUCUCCGAGUGACUCUCUACUGAACCCCCCUGGUCAAAGCAGGGAAAAUAAUUCCAGAGAGCGGCGGCACAAGCUCCUUAAACUACAGAACAUCGAUGUUCCAGACAUACAGUCCUUGCUGAAUAGGAAGGUAAAACGGAAAGAGCCCAGCCUCAAACACUUACAAGCCCGUCAGCAGAUGUAUUUCCCGGGCUGGGACACUCGGUCGCCUUCAUCUCAACAAACAGAGCCGCCACACAGGCAGCGUCAAAAACCACCUGUCCACUUACCUCCUCUGGAAUCCACGACCAAGGCAAAUCCAAGCGGGUACAUACAGUCACCUUCAUCUCGACCAACCAAGCAGCCACGUGAAAAAAAACAACCUGUCCACCUACCUCCACUGCAAUACAGGAACAAGUUGUUUAAGAAUGUGCCAACCCCAGGUCACCCCAAAAGACCGCUGGACACAGUUGAAGUCUAUGAGCACAGUAAGGAUGACUAUUUGAUGGUAACCCAUAAAGGUGUGGUAUCAGUGUAUAAGGAGGACUAUGACUUCAUAACCCAUGAGCGCUGGGAAGAGGAGUACGAGUACCACUGCGAGCUGAGCCGCAUCCCCUUCUUUGCCCUCUUCAAAAAGUUGAAACCAUUCCAUGUCUGGCGCACCACAGUUCGCAGGGAGAAGAUUCAUUUGACCAGGAAGUCCCUCCAAAACUGUUUGUUUUUUGUCAAUCAGCCUCUACGUUCUGCACUGAUAGACAUCAGGAAAAUGUGUUACCAAAUCAGUGACACAGGCUUGUUUCACAUUGAGAAAAAACACACCUACACACUGCAAGAGUUUCAGGAUGUCCACUACAAACAACUGCAAGAGGUGUCGAGUAACUUGAAGAAGUUUCAAGACCUGGUAAAGGAGGUGACAGUUUCUGCAUGUAGCAACUACUUGGCGGAACUUGAAUCCAGAUCUCAUAAACUAAAUGAGCAAAAGGACAGGAAAAGUCUUCCAUUGCUCAAGACUUUUCAAUCCAGCCGCCUCAUCUGCUUUAUCCGUCUUGUUGACUAUUUGGUAGUCAACGCCUUGCACGUCUUAAUGGUGAAUGUAGUCACAGAACUGCUGGCUGGGCUCCAGGAGCCGGUACGCCAAACGCCUAGCCAUGGCAUUAUUCAGAGCUGGAACCAGCCUGCUGAGGCUGCCUCUGACCCUACUGAAGAACAGACUGAAAAGAAGUCUGUUGAGCCAGAAACUCGCCGUGACCCUCCUAUGUUCACCUCUGAGCUGAUGCUGGACCCACAUGCUUUGACUUACAAACCCUCUGAGGAGAACUUUCAGGAGAGUUUUGCAGAGAUCAUUGGGGGGUUUAAGAAAGCAGUGAUGUCAGUCACUACACUUACAGCAGAUCCUGAUUUGGAUUCAUUGACAGAUCCUGGAGACUAUAAGGUAGUAAAAUAA